Diabrotica balteata is the source of this 1077-nucleotide messenger RNA. NCBI's taxonomy places the organism in Eukaryota, Metazoa, Arthropoda, Insecta, Coleoptera, Chrysomelidae. The record is from the annotation of a GenBank genome assembly.
AUGGUCAAAAUAUCGAAGGGCUCACAAACUUCACGAAAUGAGGGCCCAUCAUCAGUAAGCAAAGGUCCUUACCGUCCACUAUCCCCUCGGGUAGGACCACAAGCCACCUCAUCGGCCGGAGUGCUUCGACCGCGGCAAGUGAUAGUCUCUUCGCCAGGCUCUCCAAGCAGCAGUAGUGACUCGCAAUCGGGAUCAGAAUCCGUUAAACACUGCCUGCCCAGCCGCGUCAGUUCUCCCGUCAUACGCGCUUCUCCUUCCUCUCAGACGAUCCUGCGGUCUUCUCCUUCAGUGACUAUUAACUCACCUGGUCUGAGACACUCCCCAUCCAUCACCAGUGCCGUUUCCGGAAGCUCGCCAGGGCCAAGAAACUCACCUUCGAUUUCUAGUUUAAGUAGAGCAUCUCCUUCUAUUUUAGGUCAAGUAUCAAGGUCUAGCUCCCCGGCGAUGCAAGCUAGUUCAGCAGGACUGAACGUAACAUUGGGAACUACGACUCCUUCCUUUACUUCAACUUUUACUAAUUUACAGAGCUCUAUGGCCAUGACUUCUACUGGAGGUUAUGGCUGGAACUACGCCCAGGCUUCUACUUAUACGCAACCUACUACUUACGCUAGCACUAAUCCGUUCCUAACUGGUUCGUAUAUGAGCUACACUCCAGGAGAUUCUACUUUUUCUGAGAAAUUUAAUACAAUUGGUCCAUCAAAAGAAGUAAAAUCAUUCUUUGACUCCUAUACUAGUGAUACUAACAAGUAUUCAACUUUGAACACUAAAAGCACAUCUUACGAUUCGGAAUAUCUUUAUUCUUCUCCUGAUAUUAAAACCAAUGGUGUAAGUAGUCGAUAUUUAGAUAAAAGCUAUUUAAACAGUACUUACUCAACCGACCUGAACAAGUAUAGUCCUGCUAAAAACGCUAUGUACGACACAAGUCCAAACGUCACACAAUCUACUAGUAGUUCAACUUCCGGUUUACUGAACGUCGAAGAGACUCCAACUCCGACCAGCAGUAUAGAAACUGAAGAUAGUAAUACCAGGGAAGUGGGAGAGAAAGACGUAGAAGGUGACGGAGAACAAAGUGACUGA